Molecule: messenger RNA, 3089 nt
Organism: Musca domestica (house fly)
Lineage: Eukaryota; Metazoa; Arthropoda; Insecta; Diptera; Muscidae
Gene: DNAlig4
Product: DNA ligase 4
Exons: 6
Coding region: 121-2916 (931 amino acids)
Biological process (GO): DNA recombination; DNA biosynthetic process; double-strand break repair via nonhomologous end joining
Cellular component (GO): DNA-dependent protein kinase-DNA ligase 4 complex; DNA ligase IV complex
Molecular function (GO): DNA ligase (ATP) activity; ATP binding; DNA binding
Source: RefSeq, a predicted model, not a curated record
CUCAAAUUGUAAACAACAGCUGAUUUAAAAAACAAAUAAUUUCACCAUGUUUUGAAUCGUUUGGUCCAGUCUCCUAUCCCACAUCUGUGUCCAAUCUUCCUCUUGUUUGACUCCGUAAACAUGGACAUUUCCGAAACAAUCAAAUUCCGUGACAUCUGUUCUCUGUUAAAUCGUGUGCGGAAAACCGAUAAUAAGGAUAAGAAAUGUCGUAUUAUUAAACAGUACUAUGCAUCGUUUUGUAAACAUCGCGAGAGAUUUCGAGAGGAGCAAAAGUUGAAGCCUGAUAUGCCAGAGGAUGGACGCAGCAGUUUCUAUUGUAUACUUCGUUGUCUUAUACCGAAAGCAGAUACGGCUCGCCAGUCGUAUGGUCUACAAAUGCCAACACUGGGAAGGGUUUACAUCAAAGCUUUACAACUGAGUGCACAGUCAAAGGAAGCUGAACUAUUGGAAGCACGAAAUUUUUGCAGUAUUCGUGGUGACUAUGCGGAGAGAGUUUAUCGGAUUCUUAAACCCAGAUGUUCAAAUAGUCCGAGUGAUUUAACCCUGAAAGAAGUUCAUGAUAUGUUGGACAGUGUGGCAAGUGAAAAUUUACUGAACACGGAAAAUGUUUUAACCAAACUUUCACAAAUUGCCUCAGCCGAAGAACAAAUGUGGUUUGUUCGUCUGCUACUCAAAACGAUGCACUUGGCAAUAGGUGAACAACGUAUUUUUGAUCUUCUACAUGAUCAGGCCAAAGCAAUGUAUCAAGCCUGUGCUAAUUUAUCAAAACUUUGUUGUCAUUUGGCUGAUAAUAAAUUCGCGCUGAUUAACAGCAGUUCACAACAGCUAGGAAAUGGUCCGGCUCCAUUGGUGGCAGACAUUACACCCUUUGAACAUGUACGUCCACAGCUGUGUGAAGUUUUUCCCGGAAAUAUGGAACAAAUUAUGGCCUCAGAUGUCCUUUAUAUGGAAACGAAAAUGGAUGGUGAACGUUUUCAAUUGCACUACAAAGAUGGCUGUUUUAAAUAUAUUUCACGUAAUGGCAUCGAUUAUACAAAUAGCUUUGGCUCCAGCUAUGACGAGGAGAAUAAAUUGACAAUGAAAUUGGUACAUUUGUUACCCAUCGAUAUGCAAUCGAUUAUUUUGGAUGGAGAAAUGAUGGUUUGGGAUAGUUUGAAUAACAAAUAUCGGGAAAAGGGUGAAAAUACAGAUGUAAAACAUUUGAAAGAGGAACGUAGCUGGCAGCCCUGUUUUGUGGUCUAUGAUUUGCUGUAUUGGAAUGGCCAGAACUUGUUGGGUAUUCCAUAUAUACAAAGAAUGUAUAAGUUGCGUAGCUUGUUAAGGGAACAGGAGGGAGUUUUGCAAUUGAUGAAAAGUGAAAAAGUCUUGAGUGUUGAAGAUUUUCGCAUGAAAUUUCAACAAGCCCUGGAUCAGCAUGCCGAAGGUGUUGUUUUGAAGAAACAAAAUGCCAUCUAUCGGCCGGGAUGUCGCAACGGCAGUGGAUGGUACAAGGUGAAGGCAGAUCACAUUGACGGCUUAACAACCGAAUUCGAUUUACUAGUCAUUGGCGGCUUUUACAAUCGUGCCAGAACUUUUGUAGAAUCAUUUUUGGUUGGUGUCUUGAAAUACAUUUCACACCAACAAUUUGAAGUCUACUCCGUGGGCAAGGUUAGCAAUUGUACCCAACAGCGCGUUCUACUCAACAACACAUUGAACAGUCAUUGGCAUUUGUUGUCACAAGAACAACCACCGCUGUGGUAUCAUUAUCGCCACACAAAUGCCGAGGGACGUCCUGAUGUUUGGAUUGAACCCAGGAAUUCAGUGAUCCUACAAAUAAAGGCUGCCGAUUUGAAUCCAUCCGGAGCUUUUGCACUUAGUAUGUCUUUGCAUUUUCCACGUAUACAAAUGUGGCGCAAUGAUAAGGCAUGGCAUGAAUGUCUUUCGCUAGAGGAGUAUAAGCAGUUGAAGCAAAACUCCAAAGGAAGUGGAAUAAAGAAGAUUGUCAAGAGAAACGUUAGCUUGGAUGAUUUUAUUGGCAGCCAAAGCAAGAGGAGAAAACUAACGCCGGCAGAAAAACGGAAUUUGGGUUUGUUAUCCUAUGAAAAGCAAUUUGAUCCUAAUAAUGUGGAAAAGACUUCCCAACUCUUUGAGGGCUUUAGUGUUUGCAUAUUAAGUGCUGCGCUAAACAGACGUUAUACCGCACAAUAUCUGAAAACGUUGGUGGUCCAGAAUGGUGGCACAAUUGUGGAAAACCCUCUGCCCAAUAAUCCCAGUUGUAUUUUAAUUGCCGGUGAUAUUUCGGUACGUGUUCAAGCCCUAUGUAAAUCCAAAAAAUAUGAUAUUGUCAGUUUGGAUUGGUUACUGCGAACGUGUGAAAAACAACGCAUAGAUAUAACACCUUUGGAUUUUAUUUGCAUUACACCAGAGGUUAAGGAAAAAUUCGCCGAGGUAUUUGAUGAAUAUGGUGACCAUUAUACCACCUUUGUGCGUUCCAAACAACUCAAGCGUAUAUGUGAUGCCAUGAUUAUUGACAAUGUACCUGAACUAGAUGACGAAGCUUUAAAUGAGCUGGAAAAUCUUAUUUAUCCCAUUAAGAACAUUAAUUUCUUUCGCAAUAAGAACGGUUAUUUCUAUAGCAUUGAACACGAUUCUAUACAUGCUAAACUUAAUUUUCAAUGGCAUGCCGGAAAUGUUAUAUGUGAUCGUAAUAUUGAAGAAACGGAAUUUAAUCGCGACGAAGUUUUAUCAAAAAUAUCGUAUAUUUUUAUAAAUCUCCAGCAAUUUCAUAAAACUGAAUUUUUAGAAUGGUUGCAUGAGCGUUUUACCACCGAGCAUUUAGCUCACAUACAAAUUGUUAGCAUUCGAUGGAUUUUAGAUUCACAUAAAGCCAGGAUGCUACAAGAUAUUAAGGAAUAUACAUGGCAUGAUUUUGAUUGAAAAAGGAAUAUACAUGACAUGAUUUUGAUUGAAAUCGUUUUGAGAUUAGUUACUAAUUUGACAAUUCAUGUUAUUAUCAUGACAAUUAUACAAGGAAAUUGUUAAGGCUUUUUGACGAUUUUUUUAAGAUUUUUAUUUUGCAAUUUUAUUCAUGAUUAUACAUAUUAAUAUUA